Toxotes jaculatrix (banded archerfish) is the source of this 5397-nucleotide messenger RNA. RefSeq names its product rho GTPase-activating protein 27-like. NCBI's taxonomy places the organism in Eukaryota, Metazoa, Chordata, Actinopteri, Toxotidae. Gene Ontology annotation, cellular component: cytoplasm. The record is from RefSeq and is a predicted model, not a curated record. Gene Ontology annotation, molecular function: protein binding. The transcript is spliced from 22 exons. The coding region runs from base 229 to 3369 and encodes 1046 amino acids. Gene Ontology annotation, biological process: signal transduction; regulation of GTPase activity.
CCGGAAACAGGACUCUGUGUCCACCUCUUCAACGCUCAUAUUCUCUCAGAGAACCAACCUGUGACGAUCUGAACACGGUUGCAGGACGAGCACUUCUGGCAUUUUCUGUCACUGAGCUCGUUAUCAACUGUCGAAACCUGGACAACUGUGACCCGGAAAACUGUCAGAGUCUGAGAGAGACGGCUAAAACCCUACGGACUGCCUCUGAAGAACUGGAAAAAGACCUUGAUGAAAUUCCGUGUGACCUUUGACCCCUCACCUUUAAAGUCACCUGCCCUUCUACCUGAGGGGGUGGGUGCUGAGGAGCCCAGGGUGGUCACCAUGGCAACGACCUCCUCCCUUCUCAGCAGAGGUCUGGGCCUGGUCCUGGUGGAGUUUGAGUAUGAGUACCAAGGUCGGGACGGUGUGCCGGUCUCCAUCAAACCCAACGAGCGCUACGUCCUGCUAGCUAAGACCAAUGACCACUGGUGGCAGGUCCGCAGUGACUGCAACUCCAAGCCAUUCUACAUCCCUGCCAAGUACGUCAAAGAGCUGCCAGCGGACUUCCCCUCCCCCCUGGACUUUACUGGUCCACCCAGUUCAGAACCAGUGUUGGUUUCUGUGGCUACACCAGUCCCUGUGCCUGUCCCUGUUCCAAAGACUCUGGAGGAGUCCAGCGGGACCAGAACCAAACCAAAUGAUGAGGUUACAAUCCGGCUCAGACCUGACGCCUCCACUGGGUACCGCAAGACUGAGAACCGCAUGUCAACAUUUGGCGUUCCCCUGGACUUCCAUGACCCGUCACAUGUUGUGGUGGCUGCGCCCCGGCAUCCUGGCAACCCUCCCACUGGUCCUGCACAGACCGGGACCACGACGACCGGCAGGAAUAAUAACAUAGUCGACAGUGGUCUGAUCAAAAAGCAACCUCACCUGGUGGGGCGGCUGGAGGACCACAGAGACUCUGGGAAACCUCGGGUUCCCAGUUUCAGCCCAGCAGACCCUCUUUCCACACCCAGACCCCAGACCCAGCCCAUACUGGUGGAGACACCAGUGGUCCCGGUGGCCCCACUGGUCCCCGUAGCCCCCCCCCACAGCAGCCUCCAGACCACAUCCUUGCUGUCAGCAGGUUCCCAUGACAACCAGGAACCCCCAGCAGAGCCAGAGCCAGAGGAGGAGGAGGUGGCAGAGGAGGAGAUGAGCGUGGAGGAGAGCAGUGAGGAGGAGGAUGAUUCACUGAAGGGUUCAAACCACAUCUAUGAGUCCAUCCAGGACCUGAACCUGGACCUGGAGGCUCUGACUGGAGGGAGAGUGAGUCCUGGAGCGCCAUCUGAAGCUGCACCGGCCCUGCCCGCCCCACAGGACCGCAGCUUGCUCGGCCCUGACUCGCCCAUCUACGCCAACGUCUCCUCUCUGAAGAAAACGUCUCUUCCUCAGAUCUCUGUCUCCAGCCCCGUCCCCAUUCCUCCACCUCCUCCUGAUCCUGCCCCCUCCGCUACAGGCCCCGUCCCAUCUUCUUCAGUCCCCUCCUCUGACAUGAUAAGACCCACCUCCCCCCUCAGCCCACAGGAUGGGUGGCAGGUGCACACUGACCAGGACAGUGGGAAGGUGUUUUAUUACCAUCCUGUUACCAGACAGACCGUCUGGUCCGACCCCCACGGCCCCCCCCCCCCACCUGUUGGAGACAUGGACCAGUCCAAGGGGAGGGAGGGGGGACAGCUGACCUCCCCCUCACCUGUGCUCUCCCCCGCCUCCUCUCAGGGUUCCUCUGGCUGGGAGCAGCUGAUGGACGAAGUGUCAGGGAGAUUUUACUACUACAACCCCACCACGAGAGCCACAUCCUGGACUGCACCAGAGCUUCUCUCCCCCUCCUCCCCCCCUGCAUCUGCGACCAACAGGAAGCCUGACGGCGGCCCGCCUCCGCUGCCAGAGGAAGAUUAUCCUGUGGACAGACCGAACGAGGACUCUGUCUUUACAACGCAUCCUCAGCAGCCUGCGGGUGUGAUUCCCAGAGCUCAGCCCCAACGGAUGAUGGGAAACGGUGUUUCUGAGGAGGGAACGACUCUGCAGGUCAGGAACUGGAGACACAGUGUGGCUGAAGAGACGUUUGCUCCCGGACACAGGAGGAACGUCUCUGACCUCACUGAGGUGUCCAAUAGAAGACACUCUCCCGACAGUCCACAGCUCUCUGAUAGGUACAGACUAAAGAGGAAUCUGUCCAAUCGGAGCACAGGCUCCCACCAGCUGCACGGCCAUCUGCUGGAGAAAGCAGGAAUCAUCAAUAAGACCAAAAUAGCCGAUAACGGCAAAAAGAUCAGGAAGAACUGGAGUCAGUCCUGGACCGUCCUCCAUGGAGGGAUCCUCACCUUCCACAAAGACCCCAAAUCUGCUCCAACUGGGAACGCUAGUAAAGUGUCGCAGAUUGUUCCAGAGUUCACUGUGGACCUGAGAGGAUCUUCAGUUGGCUGGGCCUCCAAAGACAAGUCCUCCAAGAAGAACGUUCUAGAGCUGAAGACUCGUCAGGGCUGCGAGUACCUGAUGCAGUACGACACCGAGAGCAUCAUCAGCGACUGGUUCAAAGUCAUCCAUGACGCCAUCAGGCAGCUGGACCACGAGCAUCUGACGGAGGACGAGGACGAGGCUGCUUCAGACAAAGAGGACAAAGACAGGAAGAGGACGUCCUCCAGGACUUCAUCGGGACAGGACUCGGAGCAGAGACGAGUCCGGACCAAACUGAGACGCUUCCUCCAGAGGAGGCCGACGCUGCAGAGCGUUAAAGAGAAAGGAUACAUCAGAGAUAACGUCUUCGGCUGUCACCUGGACACACUCUGCCACAGAGAAAACACAACCAUCCCCAAAUUUGUGGAGAAGUGUAUCAGAGCGGUGGAGAGGAGAGGUCUGGAUGUAGACGGGAUCUACAGAGUGAGCGGGAAUCUGGCUGUGAUCCAGAAACUACGACAUAAAGCUGAUCAUGAGGAGCAGCUGGACCUGGAGGACGGACAGUGGGAGGAGAUUCAUGUGAUCACAGGAGCUCUGAAACUUUUCCUGCGGGAGCUUCCGGAGCCGCUGUUUCCCUUCAGCUGUUUUGACAAGUUCAUCGCUGCCAUCCAGGUCCCAGACCACAGUCUGAGAGUCUCCUACAUGAAGGACCUGGUUCAGUCUCUGCCUCUGCCAAACCAUGACACCAUGGAGCUGCUGUUCAAACACCUGCGCAAGGUGAUCGAGCACAAGGACUCCAACAGGAUGUCGGUUCAGAGUGUUGCCAUCGUGUUUGGUCCCACGUUGCUCCGCCCCCAGACCGAGUCAGCAAACAUGACGAUCCACAUGGUUUUCCAGAGCCAGAUAGUGGAGCUCAUGCUCAACGAGUUCCAGACCAUCUUCUCCCAGAGGUAGGAGGAACCUCCUGGAUCCCCCAAGAUCUAUAAGAGAACCUCCUGGAAUUCCAGGAAGGCCCCAGACCACACUGAGAACUGCCAAAAAUAUUUUAAACUUUCCAGAAAUUUGGACCUAAACUUCAUCCCCUCUCAAACUUCAUUGAACCAGAAAAUUGCUGACUACAUGGCAUUCUGUGCCUUAAACAAGCCAAAUGGAACCUGUGAGGAACCACGUGGUCCCUGGACUGGUUUUGAAACCGCUGACAGCAUCUUCAAUCCUCUAACGAGGCAACAGACCAAACACAACACACAUUUUGUUGGCAUCCUAAAAACCCAUAAAAAUUCCCACUUUUACCAAGAACUAUCCAAUCACGUUCCGGAUCCUUCUGGAAUCGCUAUGCUCUCUGGAUCCAAACUCUUUUCCUGGUCCUAUUUUUGAAGUUUAUGGACAUCAGAGUUCAUGGAUUUUGAACCUGGUGGCUACAUAAUGCCCAUCUCUAACCACUCUGUCCUCCAUGAUCCAGGUAGAACUGGAAUAUAACUAUCUAGAACCCCAGACCGAUUCUGAAACCUUAACCAGUCUCUUUCUAGACAACAGACCAAACAAAAUGCACCUUAAACCCCCAAAUUUCUGACUUUGAGAAAGAACUGACCCAACAGGUUUGAGAUUCACCCAGAACCUUGUAAAACUCCCAGGACCCAGAGUAAAAAGAGUGGAUCCAUCUGGAACCCUGGUUUAAUCUGAAGUUCUCCACCACAGACACGUGACAAGCUGCAACAGAUCAAACAUCUUCAGUGUCCUGCUCGCUUGGUGUCUUUAAAACACUUCAAAAGUUGAGACUUCUGUGUCCCACCUGUCUCCAGGGAUUCAGACUGUGCUUUUCUGUUUUUAAAGACAUCAAUGUUCCAGGUAUUUUGGCUCAAAUGCUCGUUAUGAACUCAUCAGUUUGAGUUUAAUUCAAAAUAGCGACUUGUCCACGUCCACGUUCACAAGCGGAAGGCUCAGUAAGUGAGUUAGAGCUGUUCCCAGUAUCCCAGUAUCCCAGUAUCCCAGUAUCAGUCUGUAUUGCAAUCACUGACACUGGAAAACACAGAUUUGCACAGAAAAGUCAUUUUCUAACACUACAUACUGAUAACAAGUGUUUUACAUGAGUCUGAAAUGAACAAGACCUUCAUCGUAUUAAACACUGGAUCAAAGUUUAGUCAUGACAUGAUUUCAUCAGUCGUAUUCAAUACAGAGCGAACAGGCUUCGUCACAGCUCAGAGAAACAGGAGAUAACAAUUCAGCUGAGAAAUGAUCAAACCGUCUUUGUGCUGCACAUCCUGGAUCUGUCCCUGGAUCUAUCUCUGAAUCUGUCCCUGGAUCUGUCUCUGGAUCUGUCCCUGGAUCUGUCCCUGGAGCUGUCCCUGGAUCUAUCCCUGGAUCUAUCUCUGAAUCUGUCCCUGGAUCUGUCCCUGGAUCUGUCCCUGGAUCUAUCUCUGAAUCUGUCCCUGGAUCUGUCUCUGGAUCUGUCCCUGGAGCUGUCCCUGGAUCUAUCCCUGGAUCUAUCUCUGAAUCUGUCCCUGGAUCUGUCCCUGGAUCUGUCCCUGGAUCUAUCUCUGAAUCUGUCCCUGGAUCUGUCCCUGGAUCUGUCCCUGGAUCUGUCCCUGGAUCUGUCUCUGGAUCUGUCCCUGGAUCUGUCCCUGGAUCUAUCUCUGAAUCUGUCCCUGGAUCUGUCCCUGGAUCUGUCUCUGGAUCUGUCCCUGGAUCUGUCCCUGGAUCUAUCUCUGAAUCUGUCCCUGGAUCUGUCCCUGGAUCUGUCCCUGGAUCUGUCUCUGGACACAGUGAAAGUGAGAACAGGUUUUACAGAAAUGUUUCUCAGAGAUGAAUCAGGAACAUUUUACUGUUUGUGUUCUGCUGUAAUAAUGAACUGAUAAUCUGUACAAUGCUGUAUGUUUUUAUAGUAUCGAGUUUAUACACAGAUACAGAACAAAGGAAGAUUAACAUUAAACUCUGUACAUAAGAGGGUAUUUUACUGGAUUUUAAUAAAAAUCAAACUGGUCUGUA